Molecule: messenger RNA, 929 nt
Organism: Mangifera indica (mango)
Lineage: Eukaryota; Viridiplantae; Streptophyta; Magnoliopsida; Sapindales; Anacardiaceae
Product: stigma-specific STIG1-like protein 4
Exons: 1
Coding region: 29-565 (178 amino acids)
Source: RefSeq, a predicted model, not a curated record
UUCUGUACUGCAUCUUGAACUGACCCGGAUGGCCAAUUAUGCUCUAAUCACUUUCUUAAUACUAAUACUUGCACCCUUUGCAAUAGUUGAAAGCAAAUUUAUGGCCAAAAGGGUGCUCCAAGGUGCCAACAAUGGCUCAUUAGUAUCAUCGCCUUGGCUUAAAAAAGUGACCAAUGGAGGGCGGGGGCGAGAUCCAUGGCCUCCAGGACCAGGGUGCCGGAACAGGCCACGGAUAUGUAGUCGAGGGAAGAAGCCAGGAACCCAGAUGAGAUGUUGCAGGAACCGUUGUGUUGAUGUGAGUUCCGAUGUAAAUCACUGUGGUUUGUGUGCGAUCAGGUGCCCAUUUACAUGGCAAUGUUGCCGUGGCUUUUGUAGCAAUACAAGUGUUAGUCGCUUUAAUUGUGGCAAGUGUGGCAGUAGAUGCCCUUGGGGAGUGCGUUGCUACUAUGGUAUGUGCGGUUAUGCUCAGCCUGAACCUCGGCCGCGGCCAACACACCCACCACCACUUGGCAAAGGCAGACAAGAACCACCAUGGGGUGAUCAGCCACCUUCUAGCAACAUAUAAUAAAUGUUCUUAUGUCUCUGAUAGUGUGUGGAUUGUGUGAAGGCAAGCUGCAUAUUUCAUGUUUCAGCAAUUCGAUGAUCUUGUUCUGCUUAUAAAUCAGUAUAUGUGUGAGUUUGCGUUUUAUUUAUCAAUCUUCUACAGUCACUGUUCUUGUUUUUCGUUACCAUGCCAAAGCUUAACAAGUGUAGUGACCAUUUUGCGUUGUCAUUGCUCUUUAAUUUCGAUUUGUUAGAGCAAAAGAAUACUCUAUUGUUAACCUUUUAUGUCCCUCAGAAAGAGCAGAGCUUAUAUGUGCAUGCUCCAUCUCUGGAAUGGCUUUCUUGCGCGUUGUGUUGUGAUAUAAAGAAUUUGAAAGUUUAUUAAU